Molecule: messenger RNA, 4160 nt
Organism: Perognathus longimembris pacificus (Pacific pocket mouse)
Lineage: Eukaryota; Metazoa; Chordata; Mammalia; Rodentia; Heteromyidae
Gene: Cdkl4
Product: cyclin dependent kinase like 4
Exons: 10
Coding region: 1103-2131 (342 amino acids)
Biological process (GO): protein phosphorylation
Cellular component (GO): nucleus
Molecular function (GO): ATP binding; cyclin-dependent protein serine/threonine kinase activity
Source: RefSeq, a predicted model, not a curated record
UAUUUUCAGGUCCAAGCCAUACAAAUUACAUAAAGGAUUACUGUAUCUCAAAAAAUGUUAAUUGUCACAAUUCUGGUCCCUAACAUUAGGAAAUUAGAAAUUUCAAAUAUGUAGAAAUAUUUUCACUUAGAAAUACAAUCUUUGGUUUGAAAACCCAGUAACCUUUAUAAAAUAAUUUUGAUGUGCACCACAGUUUAGAAACAUUGGUGGAGAUUUUUAAAUCAUCAUUUUUGGGUGUGAUCCAAGGAUCACUGGUCUUCAAGAGAUAACCAACAUCACUAAUGAUAAGUUAAAGUGAACAUACAAUCCACCCAAGAACUUUUUUUUUUAAUUUUGUAUCUAUAUGCUCACUUAACUGUUGGAACCACUCUAGUUCACCUCAUGCAGAUUCAAGCUACCUGUCCUGUUAGCUAAUUGAAAAGAUUAGUUUUCUGGCCUCUGCUUCACUUAGCUUGCAAGUGUGUGUAUCUGAUUUCAGUAAAGCUGACAAAAUAACAGAUAGAUGUUGUCAGUUUUCACAUUAGUAGCACAAGUACCAGGGGUAUAAUGGGUUAACUCUCUAGGUGUUGAUAAUUUCAUUUUAAAGAUAGAGGUAUGAAAUUGCAAAGGAGGACUGUAUUGGUAAGUAGGUGGCUAACAUUUGAACCUCAAUACUUAGUUCAAAAUGUUACUUGAAGCUAAGCAAGGAUGACAGAAUACAUGCAGAAUACUUGCUGUCCUGAACUCUUUUCUUCUGAUCUGUCUUCAGCAGUUGGUUUGCAAAUAGUGAUUUUCAUGGUCUGCAGAAAAAAAUUCUUUAGUUUCGAGAUUUGUCAAGUUUUUCUUCAGAGCCUUUUUGUAUUAUGAACAGAAGAGCUUACAUACAAUUCACUUUAUUGAUGACACCUAAUUGCCUACUCAAAACUCAUUUACAACAGACUUGAGACAAUUGCUUAACAUAUACUGAUUAUUUACAGUGUAUUCAGGCACCUUCCUGGCACAGGAGAAAAGAUGAAAAAGACAUAAUUCCCAGCCAGAAUGUUUCCAAGAAGUGCACUUGGAUAAAUAAAGGUAUCACUUUAUACUGCAAGUCAAUACAAUCAUUUAAGUUACUUUAACUAGAAUGGAAAAGUAUGAAAAACUAGCUAAGAUUGGAGAGGGAUCCUAUGGAGUUGUAUUCAAAUGCCGAAACAAAGCCUCUGGACAAGUAGUAGCUAUCAAAAAAUUUGUGGAAUCUGAAGAUGAUCCUGUUGUUAAGAAAAUAGCACUAAGAGAAAUACGUAUGUUGAAGCAAUUAAAACACCCAAAUCUUGUCAACCUCAUUGAGGUAUUUAGGAGAAAAAGGAAAAUGCAUUUAGUUUUUGAAUACUGUGAUCACACGCUUUUAAAUGAACUGGAAAGGAACCCAAAUGGAGUUGCUGAUGGAGUGAUCAAAAGUGUAUUGUGGCAGACACUUCAAGCUCUUAAUUUCUGUCAUAAACAUAACUGUAUUCACAGAGAUGUCAAACCUGAAAACAUUCUAAUAACUAAGCAAGGAAUAAUCAAGAUCUGCGAUUUUGGAUUUGCACGGAUUCUGAUUCCAGGAGAUGCCUACACUGACUACGUUGCCACCAGGUGGUACCGAGCCCCUGAACUCCUCGUGGGAGAUACGAAGUAUGGCUCCUCAGUUGACAUCUGGGCCAUUGGUUGUGUUUUUGCAGAGCUCCUAACAGGCCAACCACUCUGGCCUGGAAAAUCAGAUGUGGACCAACUUUAUCUGAUCAUCAGAACAUUGGGAAAACUAAUCCCAAGGCAUCAAUCUAUCUUUAAAAGUAACCAGUUUUUCCAUGGCAUCAGCAUACCUGAACCAGAAGACAUGGAAACACUUGAAGAAAAGUUCUCAAAUGUUCAUCCUGUGGUUUUGGAUUUUAUGAAGGGGUGUCUGAAGAUGAAUCCAGAUGACAGACUGACCUGUGCACAGCUCCUGGAAAGCAGCUACUUUGAUCCCUUCCAAGAGGAUCAAAUGAAAAGAAAAGCACGUAACGAGGGAAGAAACAGAAGGCGUCAGCAGAAUCAACUGUUGCCUCUCAUACCAGGAAGCCACAUCUCCCCCACACCUGAUGGAAGAAAACAAGUGCUCCCGUUAAAAUUUGAUCAUCUUCCAAACAUUUAGGAAAAAACGUUCUUUCAAGUGCAAAGUCAUUUAAUAUGUACAUAUUUUUGUAUGAGGGAGAUAGGAAUUCUCAGUGUUUCAAAUGCAAAUGAGCCAUAUGAAAAUUAAGAUGCCUUCUAGAAUUGUUUUGCUCUGAUCAUUGCUGAGUCCUUUCCCUGUGCUUUUUACAUGCCAACUUUAUCUUUUAGAACAUUUUCUUUAAAUGUUAUCAGGCCUGAAACUGCACAUAUGGAGGAGACAUUUUCAAUUUCAUCAGAGCAGCCCCUCCUUAGGCAAUUUAUAUUAAGAAUUUGUGGGCUUAUACUUUCUUUGACUUAGGAAAAAGAUUUACAUGGAUCAUCUUACUUCAGCUGACCACAUAAUAUCUGAAAGCGGUAUCAGAUCUAACUGCUGUUUGUGUAGGGCAUGACAUUAUGUUCCCACAUUGUUAAUUCACUCUCAUUGUACCUGGACUGUUGAGCUUUGCUGGCAUAUCCCAUGUUGCUAUAAUGAUGGAGGAAGGGAAACUUAAAGGUCAUCUAGAUUUAUCCCUUAAUUCCAGAGCAAGUCUCUACUUUCUCUGUCUCAUGACACGUUGGUGAUUCUAUUUUUAAAGACAGCUAGAGAAAAUUCCAUACAAAAUCCAUACAUAGAAAAUAGUGGAGAAACAACAUGACCCUUGAAUAAUUGACUGUCUGCUCUAAUUGUCCUUGGGCCAUCAUGAUUCCUUGCCCCUUUCUCCUAGCUUAAAUCACCUCAGUACCUAACCUGGUCCUAAUGGGAGAGCUGUCUUAAUAGUUCACUUCAAAUACCGCCCCCCCAACUCCACCACUGGUAUCCAUGACCUCUAUGGGUAGAAUGUAGGAUGCACGGGCUCUAAGGAUAGAACCUGGGCAGCCCUAAACUAUUCAGUGUGCCCCAAUCAGGUUGGGUUUAUGAAUGCUUAUAAGAGCACUAAGAUGACCUUUCAGUUAAUUUAAUUUUAUGCCUAUUACCAGAAAGAACGAGGCCAGCACCUCAAUGGGGGACCUGGAAUGAUGUGUGUAUAUUUGUGGAUGUCAAGCUUAACACACACACAGUUACAAAUUUUGCAACAUCACAAUAGAUGCCUUUUAUCCUGAGCAUCUAAAAAUGAAUAAAAAUGGUUUAAAUACUUGCAAUGUGCUAACAAAGAAGCCAUGAAGAAUAACAGCUCAGAGCUGUCUACUACUCAAUGAAGAGGGUUUUGUUAACUCUUUUCUGCUCCGAUUGGCAUGCUCACCUGAAUGCUGCCAAUUUUUGAAAAACCACAUUCUGGAAAGUCUUUGGCACUGAGAACAUCUAGUGUUACUAAGAAAGCAGUGACACCCAAUGUCUGUCUCUAAAAGUCUAUUGCAUUUAUAAACAUGGCUAUGUAAACUUCCAGAGAAUCUCAUUCUGUUAUUUGGAGAAUCCAUUUAAUGAGUUAAUGAAUUGGGGGAGAUAAGCAAUAAUUUCUUGCUCACAAGGAUUUUUUUUUAAGUGGGCUUAUUUGGCCACUUAACAUUCUUAGUGUAAGUAUAAGCUAGAGAGUCUGCUUUUCAUCUUAUUAUCAAGUGUGCCUCUUCACAUGUGCACGUGUCUUACAUGUUUAAUGGGAUGGCACCACAGGUGCAAGGAAAAGAAAGAAGAGAAAAUGAAAAGCAGCAUAGAUGUAUUUUUAGCAUUCAUAGUAGGUUAUUUAUUUAAGCCUUUUUACCAAACUGUCCCAGCUCUCCUAAAUAUAUAUAUGUAUGUAUGUAUGUGUAUAUAUGUGCAUAUAUAUAUUAUACAUGCCUUCCUCUAUAUAACCUAAUCAGACACACACACGUACAGAAAGAAAGAAAGCAGCACAUGGCCCAACACCCAUUUUGCUUGCAAUUAUGCUUCUAACAAUUGUAGAGUCUUGACUAGUUAGAAGUUAGUGGGGUCUUCCCUUAUUGUUGCUUUCAUUUAAUACUUAAUUGGAGCCUUAUAUUCCCAUGCAUUAGGCCUGCAACUUAUUGUGUGUCUUCUUCUUCCUUUAAAAAUAAAGAAUUAAUUCAAACUAUCA